GUCUCGCUCCGGGAUUUGCACGGUUGCGGUGCCGCCGCUCAGUGUCUGUCGGGCCGGCGGCGGGAGCUGCCGGAGCCCGAGCCCAGCUCGGCUGCAGCGCGGCCCGGCCCGGCCCCUCCCGGCUGCGGGAUGGAGCUGCCGGCGGUGGGCGAGCACGUCUUCGCGGUGGAGAGCAUCGAGAAGAAGCGGAUCCGAAAGGGCAGAGUCGAGUACCUGGUGAAAUGGAGGGGAUGGUCGCCCAAAUAUAACACGUGGGAGCCGGAGGAGAACAUCCUGGACCCCCGGCUGCUCAUCGCCUUCCAGAACAGGGAGCGGCAGGAGCAGCUGAUGGGAUACCGCAAGCGGGGGCCCAAGCCGAAGCCGCUGGUCGUGCAGCUUCCGUCCUUCGCCCGCCGCUCGAACAUCCUCACGGGGCUGCAGGACCCGGCCGUGGACACCAGGCCCAAGCUGGACCUCGGCUCCUCUGGCAAGAGCCAGCAGCACCAGUAUGAACUCAACAGCAAGAAGCACCACCAGUACCAGCCCAACGGCAAGGAGAGCAGCAUGAAGCACCAGUCCCACAGCAAAGGGAAGUAUUACUACCAGCUGAACAGCAAGAAGCACCACCACUACCAGCCCGACCCCAAGAUGUACGAGCCCCAUUACCAGCCCAGCAGCAAAGAGCCGCAGGGCCAGGCCUGCUUGGACAAUAACAAGGCCCCCCUGGUCGCCCACCCAGACAAGUGGGCUCACGGCCCAGCCAAAAACUUGCUGGGCCCAGUCAAGAGCCUCACAGCAGAGAGCAAAAAUGGGGCUGAGAAGAACCUGUCCAGUGGUACUGGGCCGCCCCCCCGGGACAGGGUGACCAGCAAUGGCCUUGGGGGCAAGAUGAAGAUCGUCAAGAACAAAAACAAGAACGGGCGCAUUGUGAUUGUGAUGAGCAAGUACAUGGAGAACGGCAUGCAGGCGGUGAAGAUCAAGUCUGGGGAGCCUCCCCGGAAGCGGGCUGCGGAGGAGAGGACUCCUAAGAAAGGUGGGGAGGAGAAGGUGGAGGCUUGGAGGAAGCCAGGGGAGGACAGGGUGGUGGGCAGCAAUGCCCUGAGUAAAGCGGAGGGCGAGAGCCGGCAGCCCCCUGCGGAGCUGGAGGAAGGUCCCCAAAAGACUCCCUUGGCCAAGGAGCUGCCCCUUCCUCCAGCGGAGCAGCCCUUGCAGCUCACUACCAAGCCGGACCUCGUGCCCUGGUCGCUGAGUCCCGUCUGCGAGCACAGCCCUUCCUCCAUGGGACUGAACCUGUCCAGCGCCAGCUCGCGGAAGCGCUGCCUGUCGGAGCCGCACGCCGAGCGCGAGCCGGGCAAGAAGCGCCUGACCUCCCGCAGCAUCAGUGCCCCCACCUGCCUCAGCCCCCCGGGCCCCGAGCGGCCGGAGCCGCCCGCCCAGCCCGAGGUCAUCCUGCUGGACUCGGACCUGGACGAGCCCAUAGACUUGCGCUGCGUGAAGCCGCGGGCGGAGGGCGAGCUGGCCCUGGCGCAGGUGAAGCCGGAGCUGCCGCCGCCGCCGGUGGCUGAGACAGCGGCCCCGGAGCCUCCGCAGCCCCAGGAGGCCGCAGAGGAGGAGGAAGAGGAGGAGGCCGAGUCCCUGCAGGAGUUCAAGCCCUUCUUUGGGAAUAUAAUUAUCACAGAUGUGACCGCAAACUGCCUGACUGUGACCUUCAAGGAGUACGUGACGGUGUGAGGUGGGAUGGCAGCCGCUCCCCGUGGGAGCUGCCUGCCCAUCCCGGGGCCGCCGGCCCCACGGCCUCCCUCCAAGGUACUGGUGCCCCUUGCCCGGAGCCCACGGGCCCCUGCCCGCGCCACGGCGGCCGAGCCUGCCGUCUCCAGCC
Passer domesticus (house sparrow) is the source of this 1858-nucleotide messenger RNA. RefSeq names its product chromobox 4 (gene CBX4). The record is from RefSeq and is a predicted model, not a curated record. The transcript has 5 exons. Bases 130 to 1710 code for a protein of 526 amino acids. Gene Ontology annotation, cellular component: PRC1 complex. Gene Ontology annotation, biological process: protein sumoylation; negative regulation of transcription by RNA polymerase II. Gene Ontology annotation, molecular function: SUMO binding; SUMO ligase activity. NCBI's taxonomy places the organism in Eukaryota, Metazoa, Chordata, Aves, Passeriformes, Passeridae.